Daktulosphaira vitifoliae (grape phylloxera) is the source of this 2069-nucleotide messenger RNA. RefSeq lists its product as uncharacterized. The coding region runs from base 52 to 1773 and encodes 573 amino acids. Lineage: Eukaryota; Metazoa; Arthropoda; Insecta; Hemiptera; Phylloxeridae. The transcript is spliced from 2 exons. The record is from RefSeq and is a predicted model, not a curated record.
UUUAACUUUUCUGUUAAAUGAAAUUUUUUUGAUUUCAAACAAAUUUUGACAAUGAAAAUUGAAUUUUUCAUAUUAAUGUUUUUUAUUAAAAGUAUAUCUUUUGAAGUUGGACUUGUUGAUUGUAAAAUACAUGAUGUAGGUCUAAGAAAAGAAUAUAUAACAUAUUUUAAACAAGUAACCAAACACUUACGAAUUCAAAUAAAACAAUCAACUUUGAAUCACAUAUCAAUAAGGAUUGAAAAUGAUAAAAUUAUGAGCCUACAAGAAAUUCUAAAAAAUAAAUUUCAUGGUAUUAAUUAUUCAAUAAAAAUAUAUUAUAUAAUAGUUGAAUUAAUUAACUUUUUAUUUGCUGAAGUUCUACAAAAAUUUACUGAACACUUAAUAAUUAUUAUAAAUAAUUGUGAACAUUUUUUUGAAAAAAAUUCAUUUCAAAAUGCAAUUUACUGCAUAGUAGUACUUUUAAAUGCAGUUAAAAAGUCAAAUAAAAUGUUUGAAUAUUUAUACAAAGCGAUAACAUUUAUUGAUUACUUAGAUAUGAAGUUACUGAAUAGUUCAUUAAAUCACCCAAAAACGGUAAUAGAUAACAUUUAUACUGUUAAACAUUAUACUUAUAGAAUGAAAACAUCAGAAAUGAUAAAUUAUGUAGAUAAUGACGAAAGUUUUAAAAUUGAAAAAGCUAAAGAAGAUUACGAAGAAAUAAAUAAUUUCGUCAAUAAUGUAAUUGCCAUAACACGUGAAUUUUUUAAAAACAAUAUUAAUAUUAUAAACAAUGCAAGGGAAUUGAAUUUAAGAGAAAAAUACUUAGAUGAUAGCAUUACUAAAGAUUAUAAUAUUCAGUUUGUCGAUUUAAUUAAUGAAAAGUUAAACAAUUACUAUUUACAAAUAAUUCAUGAUUAUUACUUCAAAAUUGGAUUCUAUGAAUUACUUCAACCUAUUGCAGCUGAGCUCAAACCUCCUCAGAACAAUAAAUUUCCUCAACAUAGAGCAAUUGAAGUACUAAAUACUUUGUUCCGCGAAGGGAAUUGGGAGCAACUAAAACAUAACAGAAUAAUAAUUGAUGAUGAAAUAAUCACUACUAAUCGAAUUAUUAGAGACCCUGUAAAUGAUUUUAAUUUUAGUCUAAAAAAAAAAUACUUUACACAAAUGAUAAAGUGUCAAUAUACUGAAGUAUUUAAAAAUUAUAAUACAUAUAUGUCCGCAGUAGUACAAACAUGCAACAAUGAAAUGAUGAAAAGUAAUUUAAAUGGCUUUGUUGAUUGUAUUUUUAAUUUUCUUAAUGUGGUUCAUGGUUCAAAAGAAAUUUUUAAAAAUAUGUUGAUAGCUUUAGAUAUAUUAAAAGUUGAAUCAAUUUUGGAUAUUAAGGUUUAUGCACAUUCAUCAUUAACUUAUACAUAUAAUUUAUUAAGUGAUUUUUUGUCCGGAAUUGUACAACUUACGUUAACAAGAGAUAGAUUUGUAAAUCUAUCUUUAGAUGAAAUAGAGAUAAAUGUUAAUAAAUUUUUUAGAGAUUUUAGUAUAACACGGCGUUAUUUUAAUCAAAGGAUAUAUCAACUAAAAAAUUUUAUCAAUCUACGUUGCUCAAUUGAAGUUUUAGAAAAAGAUCAAUUAAUAGAAUCAUGGAAAACUGAAGUUAUGUCAAUGAAUACUAACAUUAUAGAAAGUCCAAUACUUGUGUAUGAAUACGCAUUGAAACAAUUUAGGACAUUUUGUGAUAUUGCUAUUUUACGUGAAUUCGAUUAUUUAGGGUUUAAUAAAAUAAUUAGAAAUAAUUAAAAAUUUUAUUUUAAAUAAAAAAAAAUUUUUUAUUACAAAAUUUAUGUAGUAAUAUUUAAAUAUAAUUUUUAAUUAUUAUCAGGAUAACAAUUUUAGCAAUUUAAAUUGUCGAUGAAUCAUAACAUAUCGUAUUGGAUUACUUUUAUCUAAUACAAUUUUUAACAUUUUUUAGUUACUUAUUAAAACUAUAAACCUAUAUGAUGAGCUUUAUAGUAAAUUUCCAUAUCAAUGUACUUAUUCUUUAUAUAAUUGUGAAAAGUUGCUUGGUUAUAAUUUCAAUAAAAAUAUUGCACCUC